AUGGUAAAGAAUCACUUUGUGUUGAUACAUGGAGCAAGCUAUGGUGCAUGGUGUUGGUAUAAAGUUUCAAUCCUUCUAAAAUCAUCUGGUCAUGAUGUUACAACUUUAGACCUGGCUGCUUCUGGUAUCAAUCCAAUCCAGGUUCAAGAUGUUUCUUCCAUAUUAGAUUACAAUGAACCUUUGUUAACAUUCAUGGAGUCUCUUCCUUCACAUGAAAAAGUGAUUCUUGUUGGUCACAGUUUUGGUGGAAUCUCCAUAUCUCUUGCUAUGGAAAGGUUUCCUCACAAAAUAUCUGUUGCAGUUUUUGUUGCUGCUUUUGUUAUAAGUGAAAAUCUCACUUACCCCGAUAUUCAUCAAGAGCUUAUGAGAAGAAGAGAGAAAAAAAAGGAUUGGUCUAUGGAUACAAAACGUUUCUUUUUUAAUGGAAACAAUAACCCUCCAACAGCUUUAUUAUUUGGACCCAAAUUUAUGGAAUCUCAAUUGUUCCAAUUAUCACCACCUGAGGAUUUGACGCUUUCAUUAACGUUGGUAAGACCUUUUCCUCUUUUCAACAAUGAAGAAUUGUUUCUGAAAGAAUCAAAAGUUAGCAAGGAAAAAAAUGGAAAUGUGGCUAAAGUGUUCAUCAUCAGCAAAGGCGACAUAUCGUUGAUAGAUGAUUUACAAAGUUGGAUGAUUGAGAGAAGUGGUCCAUAUGCUGAGGUGAAUGAGAUAAAUGAUUCUGAUCAUAUGGUCAUGUUCUCUAAUCCUAAAGAACUUAGCUCUCUUUUACAAAAGAUUGCAGACAAAUAUUAA
Lathyrus sativus (Indian pea) is the source of this 792-nucleotide messenger RNA. Lineage: Eukaryota; Viridiplantae; Streptophyta; Magnoliopsida; Fabales; Fabaceae. The record is from the annotation of a GenBank genome assembly.